This is a messenger RNA of Patiria miniata (bat star), 12016 nucleotides long. RefSeq names its product phospholipid-transporting ATPase ABCA1-like. Gene Ontology annotation, biological process: lipid transport; transmembrane transport. Bases 539 to 8917 code for a protein of 2792 amino acids. Gene Ontology annotation, molecular function: ATP binding; lipid carrier activity; ABC-type transporter activity. The record is from RefSeq and is a predicted model, not a curated record. NCBI's taxonomy places the organism in Eukaryota, Metazoa, Echinodermata, Asteroidea, Valvatida, Asterinidae. The transcript is spliced from 51 exons. Gene Ontology annotation, cellular component: membrane; intracellular membrane-bounded organelle.
GACAGCUAAAGCGAAAACCGUGUGUGCACGGCAAAUAUAAAUGGAAAGCACACGUCAUUAUGUUUAUAUCCGAACAGCUGAAGGUCUCGCUUGUGCAAUCUUGCACUUGCAGGUAGUAACAUUAACGUCGCUGUUAUCAUGUUGUUAAAAGAUAGUCACGUGUGAGACUGUAGAUAAAAGUCCAAGUUAUCGCAACCACAAAACUUCAUGGGGCGAGAUUUCACUGAGCCCUGCAGACAGAUCGAGUGCAGCGCGCUAAACACCGGCCGGACAUUUUCGUGUGGUGCAGUUCACCGGAUAAACAACAAAGAUGCCGUCACGAUAAACUGUGCCUUCUGCAGUCAGUGUAACGUUAAAUCACGAAGAAAAGAUGAACCUGACAUAAUAAGCUAACUAUAUUUCCAUAUAUUUCCAAGAAGGAUUAUAAAUUCCUAAAAACUUUGGUAGGUAGGCUACAACUUGUGAAGUUGUGUUACUGUUGACAGUUUCACUGGCCAGAAAGUAGGCAGGUAGGCAUAGGUCUAGGCCUAACUACACAAUGGCGUUCUUCUCUCAACUCAAGUUGUUAUGCUGGAAGAAUUACACACUACGCAAAAGACAAAAGAUUCGUCUUCUGGUUGAGAUCAUCUGGCCGAUUUUGAUGUUCAUGAUCAUCGCCUUAGUCAGGAGAGAUGAACUGCCCUCUCCCCACCAUGAAUGCCAUUUCCUAAGCAAGGCCCUGCCCUCGGGAGGCCUCCUUCCGUUCUUCCAGUCUUUCCUCUGCGACUUUGACAGCAAGUGUCGUCCGGAAGAGACGUACGGUGAAUCCAUCGGACACAUCAACAACUACGGGGAUGCAGGUUUAUCCAAACUAGUGAACGACAUUGAGACGGUCCUGACUAACAAGACCACAAUGGAGGCACUGAAGAAGUUCCUGGCCAAAGUCGACGAGUUGAACAAGCUUCUGCCCUACAUGGACGACUUCAACGGCAUAGCGGACAGCAUCCCUGGCUCGCGGUCACUCAUCAAUUACCUGAAGGAUCCGGACGAAGUAACGCGGUUUCUGACAAACGACCUGCACUUGUCGCCGGCCGUAACUCAAGCGAUAUUGAACUCCAACGUCAGUGCACAGGAGUUCCUCGCCUUGACGGAUCCGGACACCUUCCAGAGCGCGUCCUGCGACGAAGCCAAGCUCAAGCAGAUCUUCGGCGUGACCAACCUGACCACGCUGCAUGAGAUGCAGAGAGAGCUGUGCAAUCUGACCACCGCCGACUUCGCUAGCAUCGCAGGGGUCAUCUCCAAGCAGAUCGAUCUGAACAAACUGCUGCCUCUGUUUACUGGUGGUGGGAACAUUCCCGGCAGCGCCUUUAGCUUGGAUCAGUUGAAAUUGUUGAGUGACGGCCUGCUACAGGGUUCAGGGUUGCCUUUGUCGUACAGUCUGCUGACCAAUAAGACUGCGUUGAUUGUCUACCUGCAGCAGCAGAUGGGCUUGUCUGAGGCCGAUGCCAGACUCAUUGCAAACUCAGUCGACAAUCCCAAAAUGCUGAUGCUGUACCUACAGGGGCACGACAUGCACAGCACGGUCUGCAACACCACUCUCUUGAAGGACUACGUCACGACGACCGAUCCCGAGCAGCUCCAAGAACUCAGCACGACGCUCUGCAACAUGUCCGACACUGACUUGGACAAGCUGUCGCAGGAAAUACGAACACUGGUCAACUUCACCGCCUUGUGGAGUUCUUUGAACAGCACUGAUAUGAACAAGUGGUACAAGGAAACUCUCCAGGAUAUGAUCGACAUUGGCAAUGAGAUCAACGAGCUAGAUAGUUUCCAAGUCCUCCUGACCGACAUUGACUCGAUCCUGAACAGCAACGACACCAACGAGCUGGUCUGCGGCAGCGUCGGCAAAAUGAAAGACUUCAACAAUUUCAGCCUGGCGGAGAUGUCCAACUCCAACAGCUUCCAGAAGCUCUCCAGCUCACCGGGGCUGAGUCACACCUCCAGUUCAAAGCCGCCCAAGGACGUUAAGAAUGAUACGGACGGACUACGAGAGGAUUGUGCCUGGAUUCAGCAGAUCGAGUCGUCACCGUUCGGCAAGCUUGCCUGGAAGACGAUGAAACCCAUGGUCCAAGGGUACAUCCUGUACACACCGGACACCAAGGCAACGCAGCGCAUCAUGAAGGAGGCUGAGCAACCACUAGCUGCCAUGGAGAUGUUUAAGAAUCUGACAGCGAGAUGGUUAGAGUACUCACCGACGCUCCGCAAAUACGUGGAGGACACCGCAGCGUUUGACUUGGCCAAUGAGUUCAGUCAGAACCCAGAACUUGUUAAGAAACUGGAAGAUCAGUUGCAGAGAAACUCGACAACCGACCUGGUUUUGAUUCAGAAGGUUUUACUCCAGGCCCGGAGCGACAGUAGAGAUAGCGGUAACUUCACCCAGAAUCUUCUAAAUGCCAUUGAUGCGUUAGACGAGUUUGCAAACGCUACCAUGGAAAUACUCAAGUGCGUGAACCUUAAGAAGAUGAGAGGCUACAGCACAGAUGAGGAAUUCCAAGCUGCUGCCAAGGAACUGCAGGGAGAUAAUCUCUUCUGGGGAGCUGCUGUGUUUGAAGGUUUCAACACUUCGGCUGAAGAUGACACCAUUCCACCCCAUGUAGUCUACCAGCUACGCAUGGAUAGCAGUAUGGUCCGAAGCACCGACAAAUACAAGAAAUAUUUUUGGAAGCCGGGACCAAUGAGCGACGUCUACCGAUACGGCGAGUACAUCCGUGGAGGCUUCGUCUUCCUUCAAGACAUGUUUGACCAGGGCAUCAUCAAGGCGUCCCUGGGGAAGAAAGACGCCGGCGCUGGGGCCUACAUUCAGGAGUUUCCUUACCCUUGCUACAUCAGCGACACGUUUGUCCAGACCUUGGGAGCCAUCCUACCCCUCCUCAUGAUCAUCGCCUGGCUGUUCUCCGUAGCCAUGAUCAUCAAGGGUAUCGUCUUGGAGAAGGAGCUACGUCUCAAGGAGGUCAUGAAGGUGAUGGGCAUGGGCAACGGGGUGCACUGGGUGGCCUGGUUCAUCAACAGCUUCAUUGUCAUGUUCAUCAGUAGUUGUCUGCUGGUGCUGAUUCUCAAGGUCGGCCAGAUCACGAUCCAGGCCGACGCUUCGGUCCUCCUCCUGAUGCUAGUCUCCUUCAGCGUCUCCACCAUCGCCCUCUGUUUCCUCAUCAGUACCUUCUUCUCCAAGGCCAACCUCUCUGCGGCCUGCGGCGCCGUCUUAUUCUUCCUGUCCUACGUGCCCUACAGUAUGGUCUACUCCUGGGACGAGUUCAUCCCGGCCGGUGCCAAACUCGCAAUGUGCCUGUCCAACACUAUCGCCUUCGGUUACGCCAGCCAGUACGUCGCCCUCUUUGAGAUCCAGGGGACGGGGUUGACCUGGGGGACUCUUGGGAUAGUUCCAAAUUCGUCCGGCGAGCAGAUGACGCCUAAUCAGGUCAUCACCAUGAUGUGGUUGGAUGCGUUCCUUUACAUGCUGCUGACCUGGUACAUAGAGGCUGUGUUUCCAGGUGCCUACGGCAUGCCCCGCAGCUGGUACUUCCCCUUCCAACGAUCCUACUGGUGUGGUUCCCAGAUCGACACAAGCGAGGAUGCCGAUUUGCUACCCAUGACCUCCAGCAAUGGCAUUCCCACAGAGGACACGGACUUUGAACGUGAGCCGACGCACCUGAAGUUGGGCGCGUCAAUCAAGAACUUAUACAAAGUGUACCGGACCGGCAAGAAACUGGCCGUCAACAACCUCAGUAUCAACUUCUACGAGGGCCAAAUUACCUCAUUCCUCGGACACAACGGAGCUGGCAAGACAACCACAAUGUCCAUUCUGACAGGUUUGUUUCCACCCACGGCCGGCACGGCGUACAUCUACGGCAAGGACAUCUUGAAGGACAUCAACAGGAUCCGUAAGAGUCUUGGAAUGUGCCCGCAACACAACGUCCUCUUUGACUACCUGACUGUGGAAGAGCACCUGUGGUUUUACGCCAGGGUGAAGGGAGCGACUGAGGAAGAGAUUGCCGUGGAGAUGGAAGAAAUGUUGAAGCAUCUCAACUUGCCUCACAAGAGGAAGGAGAUGACUGCCAACCUCUCCGGUGGCAUGAAGCGUAAACUGUCCAUCGCCAUGGCAUUUGUGGCCGGAUCCAAGACGGUCAUCCUGGACGAGCCCACGGCCGGAGUUGACCCCUACGCCAGACGUGAGAUCUGGGACCUGCUCGGCCGAUACAAGGAAGGUCGUACCAUCAUCAUGUCCACCCAUCACAUGGAUGAAGCGGACGUCCUAGGCGACCGCAUCGCCAUCAUCUCCUCAGGCCAGCUUCGUUGCUCCGGUUCCUCCCUCUUCCUCAAGAGCCGCUUCGGCGUCGGGUACUACCUCGUCCUAAACAAGCGCCUCCCUGGUGAUGACGUCGUGAUUCCGCCACACCUCACCGACUCAACGAUGUACGAUGCGGGACUCCAGAACAGUGGCUUCAGUCCCAUGUUCGGCCCGGAUCUGGUUGCCGGGGCGAUGAUGAAUCUCCCUGGCGAUGAGAAGAAGAAGGAGCUGGAUUUGGAUCUGGUUGAACCCUCCCAGAUGAAAGUUGCUCUUGAGCCUGAUGACGACGAUUUGAGGCACAAGAAGGACAAGCCACCUGUGGAUAUACCAGACUGUGGUUCAUGUCAGGAGUCGGUCUUAACCAGCUUCAUUCAGAGCUACGUCCCCGGCGCCACGCUCUGUGAGAACCUCGGCAAGGAACUGUCCUACAUCCUGCCCUCUGGGGCCAUCCACGGUAGCGCCCUGGAGUCACUGUUCCAAGAACUAGAAAUGUACAAGGAGCGUCUGUACAUCUGUGACUUCGGCAUCUCCGAUACCUCCUUGGAAGAGGUUUUCCUGUCGGUCACUGACGACUCCGGCGUCUUCAACGAGGGCGAGACCCUGCAGUCAUCGGACGAUGGUCUCCUGCCGCGCCCGUUCAUGGGGCGUGGUAGCCUGAGAAGGAGGAGCUACCAGCUCCCGGCCAGGAGCAACAGCAUCCGUGAGCGACGGAAUCGGGCUCAAUCGACGGACGGUGUGGCAUUGAUUGAUGAGGACGAACUGGACAUCGUGCACCAAGAACUGGAGGAAGACACCCACAGCAUGCACAGCGUCAACCUGAACGCUGACAACAUCGAUGGAACCGAGAGUGCCUUCGCCGAAACAGACAACCAGGGGAGCCAGGAGGCUGGUCAGAACCCUGAACAGAACCCUGAACAGAACCCUGGUCAGAACCCAGGCCAGCAGCCAGGCCGUCAGCCCAUCCAUGCGAGGGUCAAACGGCAGCUGAGCCGACAGAUGAGCCAACGUCUCCUGCGUCAGGCGAGUCGGGAAGCCGUGCUGAACCAACAGACCAACGACGACAGUGUUAUGGGAUCAUCCUCAUUGUAUACACGUGUGCAGUCAUUAUUUCAUCCGACAUUCCAUGCAGUGCCUACUGAAGUCACCAUGUCCAGUGUUCGGAUGCCGGAUGCCGAGAGCUCCAGCAGCCGAGCCGCUGACUUGUCAGGCAGUGAGGUGCAAGGAAUCAACCUGAUACGAAGACAGUUCUAUGCUCUCAUGGUCAAACGAUUCCAUCACUUCCGACGCAGCAAGAAAGGCUUCUUUGCACAGGUGAUUUUGCCAGUUGUCUUCGUCUGCGUCGCCAUGCUCUUCACGGUCAUCAUGCCGCCACAGACGGACACAAAGAAACUCCCAAUGGUGCCCUGGCUGACCGGUACCCCAAACUACGUCUUCUACAGCAACGACAUGAUGGGGGAUGAGCUGUCCGCUGCAAUGGAGGCUAGCAUUGCUCAGGAUGACCCAGGGAUCGGGACCAGAUGUAUGGCUGACAACCCAUUUGCAAAAGACGGUUUCCCCUGCGAACCCAAAUUGACCGGUGACUGGUCGACCGAAACCAUGGACCCAGACCUCUAUGAGAAAUACCUGGACGGGGAACUGACGUGCGAGUGCAGUGGUAAGGCCUUUGAGACUUGCGACGAGGGGGCUGAAGGCCCACCCCCUCCUGAACGGUCGGUACCCACCACCGAUGUCCUCCAGAACUACACGGGCAUGAACAUCAGUUGGUACAUCAAGACCACCACCCUAGACUUCAUCUGGCAGAGGUUUGGAGGAGUGAGUUUCCUAGACACGGACGACUUGGCUCCACUUACACCCAACAUCAGCUCGGAGUUACUUGCAGACUGGGAUAGCACUAAAGUCCCUUCCGAUGUCAACCUCCCCGGCCCAGUUGACGACCUGUUACCUACAGAUAUCACCAUGGAUGACAUCUACUCGGUGAUGCUAUCGCUAGCUCGCUUUAAAAACAUGAAGGUUUGGUGGGAUAACAACGGCUACCACGCCCUACCGGCCUUCAUCAACGUCGCCAACAACAUGCUGUUCCGUGGCAACGUUGAGGAGUCCAAACGAGAUCAGUACGGCAUCUCAACCUACAACUACCCUAUCAAUCUGACCACUGACGAACUGCAAGAUAUGAUCAUGAAAGAGCUGCCCAUCAGCAUGAGCACAGCCAUCUUCGUGGUGUUUGCCCUCGCCUUCGUCCCGGCCAGCUUCGUAGUCUUCCUGAUUACGGAACGAGAGUCCAAGUCCAAGCAUCUACAGAUCAUCAGCGGCAUCAGCCCCACGACGUACUGGGUGUCUACCCUGCUCUGGGACCUGAUAAACUACCUCAUCCCAGCCAUCCUGACCAUGUUGGUGUUUAAAUGCUUCAAUCAGAAAGCAUUCGUCAGUACGGAGGCGUUACCCGCCACUGUCCUUCUGCUGUUGAUGUAUGGAUGGGCAAUCACACCGAUGUCCUACCCUGCGUCCUUCUUUUUCUCAACUCCCAGCACGGCGUAUCUGUCCAUGGCCUGCUCCAACAUGCUGAUUGGAAUCGUCACCAUCAUGACCACAUUUAUCCUGGAAUUCCUGGGAAUGGAUGAUCCUAACAUGCUGGCAACCAACGAGAGCUUGAAGCAGCUAUUUCUGAUUUUCCCGCCGUUUUGUCUGGGUGAAGGACUGAUGAAAAUGUCCAACGUCUCUCUGCAGGCCGAGGUCGAGAGUAAAUACGAGAAUUUGCUGGACAUAGUUUCGUCUCCUCCCAACCUCUUAGACUGGGACCUAGUCGGCAGGAACAUCUUUGCCUUGGGAGUCACUGGUGUGGUCUUCUUUGCCCUGACGCUGCUCAUUGAACACAAAUUCUUCUUCAAACCAAGAUUGAUCAAAUCGGAGCAUGUGCCCCUGGCUCAUGAAGAUGAUGACGUGGUGAGGGAGAGACACAGAGUGUUGUCUGGAGGAGCCGCGGACGACGUCGUCAGGGUGGAGAACCUCACCAAGGAUUUCAACACGAGUCGCGGCAUCUGUCGAGCAGUGGAUAGGAUGUGUGUUGGCAUUCCACGCGGAGAGUGUUUCGGCCUCCUGGGAGUCAACGGUGCCGGUAAGACCACCACGUUCCGCAUGCUGACCGGCGACACACAGGUCACCUCCGGCUGUGCGUACAUCAACGGGCUGAGCAUCUUACAAGACAUGAAGCGCAUCAGUCACAGCGUGGGAUACUGCCCUCAGUUUGAUGCUCUCAAUGAGCUCUUGACAGGGGAGGAACACUUGGCGUUCUACGCCAGGCUGCGAGGGGUGCCGGAACGGGAUAUCAAGAGUGUUGUGGACUGGGGCAUCAAGAAGCUUGGCCUGACAACGUACGCCAAGCGCGUUGCAGGCACAUACAGUGGGGGUAAUAAGAGGAAGCUGUCAACAGCGAUAGCUCUCAUCGGAGACCCUCAACUGAUAUUCUUGGAUGAACCGACGACCGGCAUGGACCCUAAGGCUCGACGUUUCCUCUGGAAUCGCAUCACCAGCAUCAUCAAAGAAGGACGCUCCAUCAUACUCACAUCACAUAGUAUGGAGGAAUGUGAAGCCCUGUGUACCCGUGUCGCCAUCAUGGUCAACGGACGUUUCAAAUGCAUCGGCAGCACACAGCAUCUCAAAUCCAAGUUUGGUGACGGCUACACCAUAUCCAUCCGCGUUGGUGGUGACCCGCCCCGCAUGGAGCCACUCAUGUGCUUCGUGGCGGAAAUGUUCCCGCACACUGUCCUCCGUGAACGACACUUCAACAUGCUGGAGUACCAGAUGCCUACCGCCAGCACCUCCCUGGCCAAGGUCUUUGGUGUCUUUGGGGCCAACAAGGAACGAUUUAUGAUUGAGGAUUACUCCAUCUGCCAGACAACUCUAGAUCAGGUGUUCAUCAACUUUGCCAAGGAGCAGAAGACAGGUGAUGAGGCGGUACAAGAAGCAGAACCCACAGGAGUGACGGUGGUGAACGCCCCGGACAGUAACCAGAUAGUCAUGUCUCCUGAGCUGGGUUCAGUUCAGUAUGUGCCAACAAACAGCUCAGUCGGUGGCUUUGCCUUUGCCACGGCCAACAUCUACGGUGGUGUGCUUCACCACGAUGACCCGUCAGGGUUCAACAACCCCAUGUACAACCAGAUGGCGCCCCCACCCACUGAAGCCAAGCCGGACGGGAAGGGGUUUACCAACCCCCUGUAUGAGUCCAGUCAUAACCGGGUACCGUCGCAGCAACUCAACAGCAAUAAUUCCAACGCCGCUAGGGGUGGGAGAGACGUUCUGCGACAGCCACAUCCUGUGCCUUCCGAAGACGGAAACAAGAGCGACGAAGAUGUCCUGGAUGAUUGCCUGAUUCCUAAGCAGGGGCAGACCCUAGAACAGACCCCAGGGCACAACCUAGGACACAAAGCAGGACAUGUCCCAGGACAGGCGUCCGGGCAGACCCAAGGACAAACCCCAGGGCACACCCCAGAACAGACAUCUGGGCAGCCCUCUAGCCUUGAGAUGCUUCUUCGCGCUCAGCCUGAGGAAUCCGCGCUCCCAUUCCAACCUGAUGCAGAAAACGAGUCUUGGGCGUAGUGAAAAAAGGUAUCAGAAACGUGUCAUGUUUUGUAUAAACUUUCAAGCACUACAUUUUGCAUUAAACGGUGCAUGCCAUUGUUGUAUUCGCCAUCUCAAGAUUCUGCCGAAAUAUUUACCCAGAUUUUUCUAAAACAUGCAAAAACGUAAUGCAAAAUGCUAGGCUGAUUUGUUUAAUUUGUACUAGGAAUUCUAACAGUACUAUGUGUAAGUCUUGCGAAUCUGUCGGGGCAGGGAUGAGGGUAGCCAUGUUUUGUACCUCCUGCCAGUGGAUGGAUUCUAAGGAUUGAUGUUGGCCAAGCAUUGCUGCAUCCUAAAGCAGAUGGAUUUAACUUCUUCUGCUUAAAAUGUACAGUAUAAUGGUACCUUUAUGCAGGAGCCGUCGAUCCAUGCUGAUGAUAAUCUUUUAUUUCAUUUUUUAAUUGGCCUUAUUCAAAAGUAAAAGGCCGUUUCUAUAAUUUUAAGACAAAACAGGGAUCCCUUUGUAAGGGUGAACAUCUUAUUGUGAAAAUAUUUUAUUUUUUUUCAUUUUUAAUGGAAACCAUAAUCCGAAUGCUCAAAGUACUCUUUCCUAUUUUGCGUCUUGUGAUGAUAUCAAAUUGCCUGUAUAUUUUUAUAUUAAACAAAAUCAUCAAUUAGCAAACAGUACUACACAUGUACUUUUGUUCGUAGCAUACUAAUUGUACAAUCCGGUUUCUAAUGAGUGAUGCAAUGAAUUCACGAUAUUCUAAUCAGGGUUAUCUAAUUCAAAAGUACUAGAAUUUAUUUUAACAACAAAAAAAAUUCAGUUUUUCAGUAAUGAUAUUAUAUAAUAUGAUAAGUAUAUUUUAAAGUACUUUCAUACAUACUCUCAAGAUUUAUGUAAAUAUGAGGAUAAAUUAAGGUAAUUCCAUUGACUUGAUAUUCUUGCAACUUUUUGGUGGAAAAGCAUGUCGACGACAAUUGCUAUUUUUUUGUGAUCCGUGGACAGAACUUUAAAACAGUGGUUGUGUUUAAAAUUUGUAGCUUGAAAAGUACAUGAGUGAUUUGAAUGAUUCUUGUACUAAAAGAAAGCUUAUUAUUUGGGCUUUCAUAUCCUAUAUUUUGAUAGUGCUACCCGUACAUGCAGAAUUUCAUUACAAAGUUGGUCCUGCCAGUUUGGUUUCCUUCUUUUUUUUGACUUGCCCUGUACUUUUUAUGUUCAUAAAAGUAAUAAAAGUAAGAAAGAAAAAUGCUAUCUGAUGUUUAAUUGUAUAACUGUUUUGACAGCAUUCUGCCCUUUGUGUUUCGGUGAUGCUUUAUAAUAGACCUGCACGCACUAAAACCAGGCAACUCUUUUUGAAUAUUUAAAAAGCUAAAUGGAAAAAAAAAUGAGCUUUCAGACCGUUUUUUUGUUCACUGUGUCAUCACAGAACAGAGAAACUUUAACCGUACACGUUAUUCAAUUGUCAUGUGGCCCCUUUGUGCUGGAGUUUAUCCAUGGAUUUUCUGGUGCUGUCAAAAUUUCCUUCAAUAUAUACGUGUACUGCCUGUAAUUUGGGGCAUUAAUGAGUACAUUUUUGAACUGAACGUGAUAGACUUGGUUCCUAAAACAUAGCUAAACAUGAAAUUACUAUGUUGACAUUCUGUUUAAUUAAUCCUUGGUUUUAGAAACGUUCAAAAUUCUUUUGUUUUUUUCUUUAAUGUAAUCACGUUCUGACCUAGAAAUUAGACACUCACUUGUGCAGGAUCUUUCCCCAAAAAAGGUUUCUGAAAUGUUGAAAGCAUUGUUGCUUUUAUCCAUAGAAAAUUUAAAGUACUUGCUGGGCUAUGUUUGUAUGUUGCAACCUUUUUGUAUAGUAUUAUUUUUUUGAAAUACUCAGUUAUUUUAAACGUUUUUGAAUUUGUUCAUUGCGCUGAAAUUAGACUAGAGGCUGUAGAUUGCAGUUUGCUGAACAUUGUGAGACAAAUUACGUUCAGUGUAAUGUUGCCAAUUUUUUUUUGUAUAAAUAUUAUUGAGGUGUUGAAAAGUAUCUCUGAUCAAUGCCCUGAAAUUAGAAUUGUGUACAAACAACGGAAGGAGAUUUUGUUAUGUUUAUUAAAUGAACCUUAAUAUUAUAAGCCGGCCUCAGGUCGACCUGCGAUUUGCUUGCGCCGCGACAGAGCCUUCAGCAUCAAGCAGAAAAGUCAUGCUCUGUGGGUCACAAAACUGAGAAAUUGUGUGAUUGUCCGGAAACAAGCAGUAUCUCAACAUAAAAUAAUCGCAACUUUGAUCAUGUCACCCAUGACGUGAUGACGAUUCACAGUAAAAUAAGAUGAUCCAGUAACUUCACAUAGGCUGACUGCGAUUGAUUCCCGCCUGUCGGGAACACGUCCCGUCGCGGCGCAGAAGUUGGAAUUGUCCUACUCAUGCGACUGUUGAUUUUUUUGGAGUACCGACUGAUGCCACUCGGCUUUCGCAGUUACACUCAUCAGGUCGCAAAAAAAUUGUCGACUGAUUUGUUCCCGAUGGUCGUUGCUUUGAUUCUCAAAAGCCAGUCGCUGACUUUUCUGUGUCGUUGCAAGUUUGAGGCGGCUUCAUAUUUUGCCUAACUGCCAUAACAAAAGGAUGACGUUUUUUUGAGAUUCCAUCCAAACUUUGGUAGUCCGUGGGAUUCAAAGCGCAUUUUUGGUCCAUUUCUUUGAAUAAACUUGGGCAUUUCUCAAUCUGUCUCUGACCAAACUGCCUUACAGGUGAUACCAACAUGCCAACAUAUGCUGUCGGUCAGUUUUAUUUUAGUUUUAUCAGUUUUAUUCAUGUUACCCUGAAAUUUGUCAAAUGUAUUAUUACCCAGAAUAUUGCCAUGUUUUUCUUUUAUUAAUUUGUUUUGAGCUGAAACCUUCCUCUUGUAGUUACCAUUUCUUGAAAUACAUUUUCCUGUCAACCAUUUGCACUAAAGUAAAGUACUAAAUAACGAAUGCUGUUUGUAUGACUACAGUAACUAUUUUAAAACAAAAGUUGCACUUUGUCUCUGUGUAACAUUUUUCAUUUCAUUCUCGUCAACUAAGGUUUAUCAUCAUAUUGUUAACCCUUUCUUAAAUUUUGGAAAUGUAAGCAUUCAAAGGUAUUAAAUAACUUUUCAUCUGACUUCUGGUAACAUU